AUGUCUACUACUUUAAAAUUAGAAGAUCCUACAGUAGAUGUUGGUGAUAUUGAAAAAUAUCGUAUGGCUUUUUUAAUGCAAUUUUUUGUACAACAUAAACGACGAUUUCGAUUUCCACGUCUUCGUUUACAGGAUCUCUAUCAAAAAGUAUUAAAAGAUCCUGACCCUGUAGCAUUUUGUGAUUUAGCUGCACGUAUUCUACGCUAUUUAAAUCAUGAUAAUCCUGAAAUUUGUAUAGCAACAAUUGAUCAAGCAUUAGAUCGUUUUGCUAUUGAUAAACGUACUUCAUAUCGGAUUAAUAUACAACGUCAUCGUAAUGGAAAACUAGUACAUCAAUUAGGACCAGCGGCUAGAGCUGCAUUGUUGGAUAAUUUAAUUGAAUCGGUGUAUGAUGAACAGCCAGAUUUUAAUUUUACUACAUGUUUCAAUAGUUCAUCAAUGACAACUACAUCUACUACUACUACUGCUGUUGGUGGUGGUGGUACAGGUGGCGGCGGCAGCAGUGGCAGCGGUGUACGUGGUACGAAUGGCUCGGUUGGCGCCGGUGGUCUUGACCGAAUGGAUACACAAGAUUUAUUCAAUAAUUCUGCUGCUGGUGGCGGUGGUAGUGGCGGUGAUCUAGGAGGAUCAGGCACUGAUGAAUGUAAUCACAAUAGCAAUAACAAUAAUAAUAUUAAUAAUGAAGGAUUCAAUGAUGACACAGAAGAUGUCAAUGUUUUAAUUAAAGCUGGUCAAGAUGCUCAAGGAUGUAGUUAUUAUUAUAUGGAUGAUUUACGUCUUUAUCGUGAACGUACACAAAAUGGUAUAUCAUCACAAUGGGAUAUUGUUGUUGGUCCUACUAUAGAUCAAUGGUUAAAUUUUAUUUUAUCCUUGAGUUAUCAUGAAAAAGAUUAUGAUUUAUAUAAUUUUUUAAAAUAUGAUUUAUUUGAAUUAAUUAAAGAAAGUUUCACAUCGCUGGAAUUGUAUGCUCCAAAUUAUGAAUUAGAUUCUAAUUAUUUACAUACAAAAGAAUUGAAUGAAUUAACUGAAUUAUUAUUAGUAAAACAACAACAGCAACCACGUUCAUCAUCAUCAUUGAUCAAUGUGAAAAAUAAAUCAUUGAUUAUUAGUGAACAGGAUAAAUUAUCAUUGAAUCCACAUAGUAUUCAUAGUAAUCAUAAUAAUAGUACUGCUACUACGACUACUACUACUACUACUACUAACAAUAGUAACAAUGUAAUGAGUCAUUUUAAUGUCAACGGUCCAAAAAGUGCAUCACCUGCUUUCUCCGGUGGUCAUCAUCAUCACAAUCAUAAUCAUCAUGUAAAUGGUGGAAUGGGUGGUAAUUCCAGCAGUGCCACAUCAGUCGGUACACCAUUGACACCGAAUUCCAGUCGUACACCGACAUCUGCACCGCCAGCGUCGAGUGUACACCAACAGCAGCAACAAUUGUCAUUACCACCGCCUCCGUUACCUUCUUCCGAUGGUGUGGAGGUUUUGCCAAUUACUGCGAAAUCGGAAUCUUCUAGUACAAAUCAAUCAACAGGAUGGUCACAACAAGAUUCAAUCAAGCUAAGAUCAUUAUCAUCAGAUCAAUCUUCCCCGUAUGAUACAGAUUUAUUGGCACAAUCGAAAUUAGAGUUGACUAGUAGUAGUAGUUCACUUGAACAUACUAACCUAUCGUCGGCAUCAACAUUAGUUGUCAAUGGGAAUCGUCAUGAUACAACGAAUUCGUCAUCUCCGUUGCCGCCGCCGCCAUCAUCGUCUGUAGUUGUUGUUACUGAUGUCAAAAAAUCUACGCCUGAUGUCAGUAAUCUGUCGACCAUGAACGAUACAAUAAAAAAUCCUGACAGUCUUGUAGAUCAAACUAUGACGACACAAUUGCCAAUUAAUGAUGAUAGUUUAGAUAUUAUUGGUGAAUCGUUGACAUCAUUCACGGAGACGAAUACGUUGAUGACGGCGACGACAACGACGUCAACCCUGAUUGCUACGAAUAAUAAUGUUUCCACUGUUAGUGCAAAUCAAUUAUUGCCUUCUUCUCCGAAUAUGUCGCUUACCAGUAUGAUGACCACGAUGACUACAACUACGACGACUACUACAACUACUACUCCUCCUACACUUGGUGCUACAACCAAUGAAUUAUUAACAUCAUGGAGUUCACCUGGUCCACCGAAUUCCAACAAUUCAAAUAUUACAUCAUCAUCAUCAUCAUCGCCGUCAGUUCAUCGUGAUCGUAAAUUACCAAUAACAGUAGCGGCAACAUCGACCAUGAAUGAUCCUGUCUUGAUUACCACACAACCACCAACAUCAUCAUCAUCUCAAUUAGCUCAACGAUUAACUAACAAUUGUAAUAAUAAUAGUAAUACACCCGUGGAUGAGAAAAACUUUCGAACAUCAUCCAAUCAACCACCGACACAACAACACCAGCAACAACAACAACUAACACAAAAUCCCAUGAUGGGAAAUAAUAGCAAUAAUGUCUCACUAACAAAACCAACCAUGCUAGAUUCUCAAAAUAUGAUCAUGUUGAAAGAUUGUCCAAUGGAAACAAUGAUCGAAGCGAACAGUAGUAAUAUGAAGCAGUCACCAGCACAUUUUCGACAUUUAUGUCCUCCUGGAGGACAAUCAUCGGAUCCUUCUAUUCAAUCAUGUAAUAAUAACAGUAACAAUAAUGGAAUAACAGGCGAACAACCUCCAUUGCAUACUACUACUACUACUACUACUACUACUACGCUGUUAUCAUCAAAUUUAAAUCCAUCCAAACAGUAUACACAUACGAAUACUGCACUCGUUUCACCAAUGAUUGGUGGCGGUGAUGUUGCUCCUGCUGCUGUUGUCGGCGGCGUCGCCGGCGGCGCUGUACCAUUAACACAAGAACAAUGGGAAAAUCGUAAAAGUAAAAUAGCUCAAUUAGAAAAAAUUCAUUCAACAUUGAGUAAAAGUAAAAGUGCUUCAACACCAGGUGCAAUGAGUGCUGUAACAGCUGGUGCUGUUUUACAACACCAACACCAGCAACAACAUCAGCAACAGCAACAACGUUUUAUGCGAAAUCCUGUUGUUGCAAUGCAACAACCACCACAUCAUCAUCAUCAUCCACAACCGCUACAACAACAAGAGCAACAGUCGUUCAUGUUAGGCAGCAGUAAUAAUCCUACACUAGCAGCAGCACAACCAUCUCCAUCUGCUAUGAACAAUGCAUUACAAUAUUCAGAUACAAUUGGAACACGUCCAUUAGAUAUUGACAACUAUGGUGUAUUUCGUCAAACUAGUCUAAUCAAUGGUCCUUAUAUUAAUAAUAAUGAAUCAGCUCAACAAGAAUGGGAUCGUUUGUGUUCAGAUUAUCAACGUGGAAAAAAUGAUCCAUCUACAAUACGUUAUACUGGUGCAUCAUCUCGACAAGCAGGAUUUUUUGAUAUGUCAUCAUCCAGUUGUGCAAUUAUGCCUCCUCCCGAUACAAAUCUUUCAUCUCAAUGCACUAUUCCAUCUAUGAUGCCUACAGGGACAAUGAUGUUGCCGUCAGGACAAGUAAUGAUGAUGGACCAACAACACCAACAACCAUUAUCAUCAGCUUAUUCAACUGGUGGUCCUCCAGUGGUCAUGGUUCCACCGAAUAAUUCCAAUCUAUGCACAGGCAAUUCUGGUUAUCCACCGUCUGACUUGAUGACAUCUUUACCAACUGAAUCUUGUCGAACAUUGAGUGGUGGUGGUGGUGGUCCAAUCGGUCCAAUCUGUACGGAUUCGAUUAUGACUUCUAGUGUUGUAACCGGUCCACCAGUUACUGGACAAAAACGAUCAUAUCAUUCAGCUACAAAUAAUGAUAUUUGGUUAUCGCCUAAUUCUUCAAUUCCUUUAUCGAUGUCACCUAUACAAAAUAAUGAGAAUCCUAGCAGUUUAAGUCAUCAUAUGGUGGAAUCAGUUGUGACACCUGUUGUUUGUCGUAUUGGUCAAACAAUGAAUGCAGUGAUGCAAUCAUCCACUGUUGUUGGCUCUAUUCCUCCUCCUACAUGUAUACCACCAGUCAAUAUUAACAAUAAUAACAUUCCUAACCAAUCUGUUGGCGGCGGUAUACGUGGUUCCACUAAGCCAGGAACAAAAAAACGUAAAGCUGGUGGUGGUACAGCAGCCUCUGGUGGUGGUGGUAGAUCGACAAGUGUUGUUGUUGUCACAAACACAGUCGGUGGUGGUUAUGCUCAGACCUUAUCCACAACACAUCAACAACAGCAACAACAAUCAAUCCCCAAUAAUAAUAAUAGUAAUAAUAUUGUGACCACUCCAAAUAAAGCUUUAACUCCAUCCUCAUAUAUCGGUGAUGAAUUGUUACAAAUGAAUCAUUUCUCACGUUCCAUGCCGAAUCAUUCACGUCCAAUGCAUCAACAUCAUCAUGCCUCCUCUCAACAACAACAACAUCCUCAUCCUCAUCAUCACCCUCAUCCUCAUCAACAGCAACAUCCUCAUCAUCAAGCAUCGAUGAUGAUGAUGAAUGAUCGUGCAUCGUUUCAACCGACUGAUAUUAAUAAUAAUUGUUUGAUGCAACAGUAUUCAGAUGUUGUAUUAUGUGGACCAAACAGUACUGGCCAGAUUCCUUCAAUGGAUCAACAAUCUACCACCAAUUUGGAAAUGAUGACUGGUGGUGGUGGUGGUGGUGGUGUACGUCAUUCAGGUACACCGAAAAAUAUCAACGAUUCAUUUCCUUCAUCAAUCAGUCCAAAUGUAUCUUGUGCCAAUAUGUCAAAUCUAAGCAAUCGUACAACAAUGAAUUGUAACACAACAAAUUAUUAUGGUCCAAUAAUGAAUAAUUAUAACCAUAACAAUACUACUAAUAAUACUACUAAUAAUAAACCAAUGAAUCCCCAUCAACAACAUCAUCAACAUCAGCAUCAGCAACAUCAUCCGUAUUUCAAUAAUACACCACCAUCUGAACUAAUGAUGACAUCGAAUUCCGAUUCGAUGACAAUGCGAACAAUGUCGAAUAACAGUAGUAAUAAUCACAACAACAGUAUGAAUAGUAAUAGUAGUAUUCCAUGUACACAACAUUUAACUUCAGCAAGUUUAGCUAGUCUAGCACGUUUAUCUCAAAUGUCCGGACCGGAAGGACCACCUAUUCCGACAUGUUCUGGGUCAUUGUAUCAUUCAACGAUUGGUGGUAAUAGUAGUAGUAGUAAUAAUCAUAAUAAUCAUCAUCAUCUUGGAUCGAUGCCUAAUAGUAGCGGUAGUGGUGGUGGUGGUGGUCAUGCUCGUGGUGGAACCAAUUUGCCUUCAUUUCAUCUAGAUGGAAAUCCUAUGAUACCAACGCCAACGCCAACACCGCAGCAGCAGCCGCAGUCAUUACAACAACAAGGACCACCACAGCCACCAGUUCAAGGAGUACAUCAUAAUCAUCAUAAUAUCUCCGCCGCCGCCUCCGCAGCAGCCGCAGCACAAGGUGUACGCAAUUAUAAUUCAAGUCCAGGAAAUUGUAAUUCCAAGUCACAUUUAUGCAAUAACAACACUGUCAACCAAUCAUUGCCAUCAAAUAUGAUUCCUAAUAAUAAUAAUUGUAAUUUACCUCAUUCAUUAUCAUCGCCAACAAUUCCAUUACAUUCAAAAUAUAAUGCACAAAAUUAUCCUCAACUUCAGCCAACAUUACAACAACAAACUCCAAUGGGUGGUGGUGGUGGUACAGUGACUAAUUGUGGUCCGGCACUUUCAUCCCCAGUUCCUAGCUUACCGAUACCAUCUCCUCAACAACAACAACAACAACAGCCUCCUUCAAUUCAAGUGAAUAAUACAUUUUUCAAUGCCCAAUUAAAUGUACAACAAAUGAAUUAUCAACAUGUUACAGCACCAGGAUCAACUGGUCAAAUGCAAAUACAUUUUGCACAACAACAACAACAACAUCAACAACAACAGCAGCCUCAGCAACAACAACAACAACAACCUGUCCCAUCAGCUGCUGCACCAUCCUCUUCAUCAUCUUCAUCCUCCUCCGCAUCACAUGAACAUUUACGUUCAUGUUCACGACAAUUAUUAUUAGACAAUCCUCCUCAUCAGCAUCAGCAUCAUCAGCAUCAUCAUCAUAAUCCGAAUAAUAAUACAAUACGUAUGAUGAAUUCAUCAAAUGAAUAUCUUUCCAAUAAUCCUAAUCCGUUAUUAUAUAAUAAUACUACUGAUAGUGUUAUUGUUAACCAACAUUCUCAUCCUCAUCCAACUCAACAUCAUCAACAGCAUCAGCAUCCCCAUCAUCCGCACCAUCAGCAGCAUCAUCAACAACAGCAACAACAACGUAUGAUGGAUUUCCCAUUGAAAUCAGAAAUCUCUACAACUAUUCCAUCAUCAGUUGUUGUAUGUACCCCGUUAGGUUCAUCAAUUGUAGUCGGUGGUAUGAUGAAUACUGGUAGUAGUAGUAGUAGUGGCGUCAGUAGCGCUGGUGGCGCUGGCGGGAAUACUGCUGGUUAUGGCAAUGCAAGUAUACAAAUUACCCCGAGGACACCGCAUACAAUACAAUAUUUACCAACUGUUACUCCACAAACUUCAGGUAUCUCACCUGGAUCGAAUCCAAUGCAACGAUCCUCAAAUUCAUUGCGUCAUUAUCAAUAUAUUUCAUCGGAUGUAGAUAAUAGUAGUGGUAUUUCACAUUUUACCGAUACUACUACUAAUCGUCAUUUAACUUAUCCUUCAUCACAUUCUCAACAUCAUUUACAUUCAUCUUACAAUGUUACUCCGUCUACUCCGACUCCUACGCCUACUACUCCGACUACACCGACUACACCAAUGAUUCCUGGACAAUUUUACCAAACGAAUACACAUCAGUCAACUACUACUACUACUACUACUGCUAUGUAUCCAAUCAAUCAGUCAUUACAAAAUAAACAUUCACAAAUGAUGCCUACUACUGCCGCUGGUACUGUGAAUAUGAAUGGAAGAUCUAACACCAGCAACAUCAACAAUCAUAACAAUACAACGUCAUUUGGAUGGAAUGAUGAUAGCAUUAGUAGUAGUAAUAGUAAUUUAAUAGACUCAUCAAUUCCAUUAGGUUCUAAUUCAUUGACAGUGAUGGUCUCAUCUACAAAUGAUCCCGGUUUGAAUAGUUUUCUGUCCUCCUCCUCCUCCACAUCAACAUCUACCAAUCAAAUUGCUCAUAAUCGUUUAAAUAGAAAUAUUCAUCCUACAGUAUUACGUGAUAAUCAAAUGAAUUAUUCAUCUUGUAUGAAUAAUAAUAAUAAUAACAGUAAUGACCCGUUAUCGUCAUCUAUGCUGCUGCCGCCACCGCCACCUCCUCUUCCUUCUCAUAUUGAUUCAUCCACAGAUAUUAUUAUGUCACAUCAAUUAUUUACAAAUUCAUCAUCUGAUCUUAUCCCCCCACCACCAUCCUCAUCCUCAUCGUCAUCAUCAUCGUCCAUACAACAACAACAACAACAACAACAACAACGUGUUCAUUUAAAUCAACCAUAUCUUCGUCAAUCAAGUAUGAACAAUAACGAUAGUAAACCACCACAGUCUCAAUCCUAUGCCUCAUCCUCUUCACAACAACAACACCAACACCAACAACAGCAUCAUACACAGAGCAACCUUCAUCAACAACAUCAUCAUCAUCAUCAUCAACAGACAAGUCAUCAUCAUCAACAGCAGUAUUAUCAUCAUCAGCAGCAGCAGCAACAUCAUCAAAUGAUGAUGUCCUCUUCAUCAAUGUAUGAUUAUUCUGGCAACAAUAACAACAACAACAAUAGUAGUAUUAGUAGUAGUAAUGAUUGGAAUUCAACAAAUCAACAAAUACAAUUUGUCAUGUCCAAUUCUAAUAGUAUGAAUAAUUCUUCUACCGUGGUGUAUAAUACUAAUCAUACUAGUUCUACUACUACUAAUACUACUAUUAUCGAUAAUAGUAGUAGUACUAGUAGUAAUCUGAUGGAAAAUUCUACUAAUAUGGCAGGACAUACUAAUACUACUAAUACUACUACUACUACUAUACCUAAUCAUAAUAAACGUCCCCCAUUGGUCAAUCCUAUGCAUGAUGAGAUGAUGAAAUCAACAAUUCCAAUUAAUUCUUAUUCACAUCAUCAACAUCAUCAACAUCAUCAUAGUUUAGUACCGCCUACGCAUCAAUCACAUUCGCAACAGAUGAUGAUGAUGAUCGGAGCCAACAACAACACCAACACCAACACCAACAAUACUACUAACGGGAAUCGAUCCAACUGGUACCCCCAUCCAUCCAUUGGCAGCAAUCCUGCUGCAGGAUUUAAUCCAACUAGUGCCAAUCGUGAAAUGUAUACUGGCAGUCAAAUGUCCAAUAGUAAAUUCUCAUUACCACCGUCGGUUAGUACACCCGGCGGCGGUCAUCCAUUAGAUCCUCCUCCUCCUCCAUCAUUGGGAACAACCAUUGGAAUGUUGGAUCCUACUAAUCGAGGCAUUAUGAAACAAUCACAAGAUAAUUAUGACAAUACUACCACUACUACUAAUACUACUAAUAAUAACAGUAGUAGUAAUAACAAUUCAUUGCCUGUAUCGAGUACCACAUAG
Schistosoma turkestanicum is the source of this 8472-nucleotide messenger RNA. The record is from the annotation of a GenBank genome assembly. NCBI's taxonomy places the organism in Eukaryota, Metazoa, Platyhelminthes, Trematoda, Strigeidida, Schistosomatidae.